UCCCCGGCGACCACCACCUCGCCGCCGCCGGCGUACGAUUGCCUCCCCUCCCUCGUAUCCCCCUCUCCCUCCCCCCCUCGGGGUGCGGGCAUGGCGUCGCCGGCCGUCGCGUCCCCGAGCCGGACCCCCAGCAGGGGCCCCCCCGCCGCCGCCGCCGACACCACCGCGCCCUCCCCGGCUUCCCCGCCGCGGCGGCUCGCUUCGGCGCCGCCCGCGGUGGACGCGUCAUCGCCGGAGUCCGCGCGGUCCGGGGAGCUCGCCGCCACGCCAGACCCCUCGAGCCCGUUGCUCGCGAGCAGGAGCGAGGAGUACAGGCUUUUGUUUCGCCUGCCACCCGACGAGGUUCUUGUGCAAGAUUUUAAUUGUGCGCUCCAAGAAAAUAUUCUUCUUCAGGGUCAUAUGUAUUUAUUUCUACACCAUAUAUGCUUCUACUCUAACAUUUUUGGAUAUGAGACCAAGAAAACUAUUCCGUUGCAGGAAGUGACUGAUGUACGUAAAGCAAAAACAGCUGCUAUUUUUCAUAAUGCCAUCGAAAUUAUUGCCGGUACAAAAAGGCACUUCUUUGGAUCUUUCUUGUCACGCGAUGAAGCUUUUCGCAUUAUAGUAGAGGGCUGGGAACAGCAUGUCAGUGAUGCUAGAUUGCUCCUUGAACGCCAGGAUGCAAAGUCAGGAAACAGCAGUGAUGAAAAUGGUUAUGUUUUGUUGGAAGGAGCAAAGGAAACUAAACAAGAUGAUGAUUCAUCACCAUUAGACAGAUCUGUUAAUGGUACAGCUGUCACAAGUGGUAGUAAUGAUAGUGGUGACUCGGACGUCAAUAUUUCCAAGAGAUCUUCAGAAGUGCUAGAAAAUGAAAGUGAAGACAAAUGUACUGCUGCUACUGCACUUAAUCCAUUCAUCUUGGGGCCAUUUGAUGAUGAAGCUCCUAAUGUUCCCGAACCCUUUGCGUUGAUCACCGAGUCAAAGUUUCAGCAGGUGCCUGUGGAGGUUCUCUUUAAUAUGUUACUGUCAGAUAGUUCUUUUGGUUUUUUGGAUGAUUUCCACAAAAAAUGUGGUGACAAAGAAUUCCGUUGUUCCCCUUGGCGUUUAGAUGAACAGGGAGGACUUAUAAGGGAUGUUUCAUUCUUGCAUCCAAUUAAAAUUUAUCUUGGUGCAAAAUUUGGGUCUUGCCAGGAGGUUCAGAAACUUCGUGUGUACAAAAACAGGCAUCUCAUGAUUCAGACAUCUCAGCAAAUUGGUGAUGCGCCAUAUGGGGACCAUUUUACUGUUGAGGGGAUCUGGGAUGUUGAACAAGACAGCCUGGAUGAAAGCAGUUGCUACCUCAGGGUAUAUAUUAAUGUAGCCUUCUCAAAGAAAACCAUAUUUAGAGGGAAGAUUGAUCAAUCAACAAAAGAUGAAUGCCGUGAUGUUUUUGGGCUAUGGGUCAAGCUCGGUCAUGAUCUUUUGAAGCAGGAUAGCAGCUGUCAUUCGAGAGGACCUUCCAGCUCAACUAAUGUUGAUGAUCCAUCAGGGACUACUCUCAGUAGUGAGAAUCCUUUGGAAAACACAGAUCCAGGCUCGAGUUCUGCACCUGAUGAACCUGUUGUGAGAAGCAUCGUUCCUUCUAUUCAUGAUCACCAACAAAGUAUAGUAUGGGAUUCCAUAAUAUCCACAUCACAAGAACUUUGGCGUUCACUCUUGUCAUAUAUACAGUCAAGUCAGCUCGGGCCGGUGUUAGCACUGACACUGGUAGCCAUCAUCGUUCUAUUGCAGGUAACCAUCAUAGUUCUACUACUCAGAUCCCCCAAGGUGUAUAUGGUUAACCAAGAGACCUCCCCAAGCGGCUUCUCCUAUAGCAAAGAGAGCAUAGAGUGGGUACAGAAGAGAUUAAACCUAUUAGGCGAGGAGAUGCGGAUGGCGGAGAGUCACCUGGAGAUGAUGCAACAUGAGUUUGCCUGGCUCAAGUCUCAUCUGGAAAGGCUGCAGAGACUGAGGAGCAGCAGCUCAUGAGUCAUGGACCCGGCAAAUAGUGAGUACUUUACACAAAGCUGAGGGCAAAGUACGUACCUUAGUUUGGUUAUUUCUUGUUGUUCGUUGUAUUUAAUAGUACAGUGAUAUUGCAAGCAAUAUCGAUCCUGUGGGUGUGGAUAUGUUACGAUCGAGGGCACACGUACGAUACAGUGAUAGACUGGUAGAGUGCACCAUCAUGGUGGUGUAGUAAGUAAAUACAUGAUGAAACUACAGAACGUUGUGGAAAAAUGUCCACUUGCAACGACAAUGUAUGCGGUAAACUUGCAAAGGUAUAGAUUCAGAAUCUGUGAAAGUGGAAGAUGUACAUUUUACCUAUCCUAGGACAUUUGACCGGUAAUCAUUGGCUUUCUA
Messenger RNA from Oryza sativa Japonica Group (Japanese rice), 2358 nucleotides. RefSeq names its product protein VASCULAR ASSOCIATED DEATH 1, chloroplastic. NCBI's taxonomy places the organism in Eukaryota, Viridiplantae, Streptophyta, Magnoliopsida, Poales, Poaceae. Gene Ontology annotation, biological process: negative regulation of programmed cell death. The record is from RefSeq and is a predicted model, not a curated record.